Molecule: messenger RNA, 1325 nt
Organism: Epinephelus fuscoguttatus (brown-marbled grouper)
Lineage: Eukaryota; Metazoa; Chordata; Actinopteri; Perciformes; Serranidae
Product: glycine amidinotransferase, mitochondrial-like
Exons: 9
Coding region: 26-1288 (420 amino acids)
Cellular component (GO): mitochondrion
Molecular function (GO): amidinotransferase activity
Source: RefSeq, a predicted model, not a curated record
GACACGCUCAUUAUCACACUGGACAAUGCUACGGGUCGGCCGUCUGAGAGGAGGAAACAGGGGGGCCGACGUUGGCCGUCUGUUCGGAGCCAUGCUCAGCCAGGCAGUGAAUGAAUGGCUGCAGAGGGCAUUCCAGAGCACUUCCAGUGCAGUAGCUCCACAGCCACACUGUGCAACUGAUGGUACUGAGCCUGCGCAGCAGGAAUGUCCAGUCUGCAGCUACAAUGACUGGGAUCCUCUUGAGGAGGUGCUCGUGGGUCGCGUUGAAAACGCCCAUGUGCCUCCCUUCACUGUUGAAGUGAAAGCUACCACAUAUGAAAAGAACUGGCCCUUCUUCCAGAAGUAUGGAGGCAAGCCUUUUCCUGCGGACCACUUGAAAAAAGCUGUUUCUGAGAUUGAGGAAAUGUGCAAUAUUCUGCGUCACGAGGGCAUCACUGUAAGACGGCCAGAGCCCAUUGACUGGUCCAUGGAAUACACAACUCCAGACUUCAAAUCAUCAGGAAUGUAUGGUGCCAUGCCCAGAGACAUCCUUUUGGUUGUGGGAAAUGAGAUUAUCGAGGCUCCUAUGGCCUGGAGGGCUCGCUUCUUUGAGUACCGAGCUUACAGACCUUUGAUCAAGGAGUACUUCAGAAAUGGAGCUAAAUGGACCACUGCUCCUAAACCCACUAUGGCUGAUGAGCUGUAUGAUCAGGACUACCCCAUCCGCUCAGUGGAGGAGAAACAGAAGCUAGCUGCGGAGGGGAAGUUUGUGACUACAGAACACGAGCCCUGCUUUGAUGCUGCCGACUUCAUGCGAGCUGGGAGGGAUAUUUUUGUCCAGAGGAGUCAGGUUACAAAUUACAUGGGUAUUGAGUGGAUGCGCCGCCAUCUGGCUCCAGACUACAAGAUCCACAUCCUUUCAUUUGAUGACCCUAACCCCAUGCAUAUUGAUGUCAGUUUUAACAUCAUCGGACCAGGACUGGUGCUGUCAAACCCUGAUCGCCCGUGUCACCAGAUUGACAUGUUCAAGAAGGCUGGCUGGACUAUUGUGAAACCUCCACCACCUCUGAUGCCUGAUGACGACUCAAUGUGGAUGGCUACCAACUGGUUGUCCAUGAACAUCCUGAUGCUGGAUGAGAAGCGAGUUAUGGUUGAAGCCAAUGAAAGCCCCAUUCACAAAAUGUUUGAAAGCCUUGGUAUCAAGACCAUAAAGGUGAAUAUUCGCCAUGCCAACUCCCUUGGUGGUGGCUUCCACUGCUGGACAACUGAUAUCCGCCGCCGUGGUACCCUACAAUCCUACUUCCACUAGACUUCCCAGAAACAGGCAGUGUUUAUUGAGCUUUGAA